UAAAUUCUUUCCUACCAUUUCUUCGCGUUUUUGGAAAGUUAGUUCGUUUGCGGUGCGAAAAUUAUUGGUAUUUUAGUGAUUUUAGCUGAGAUUUUACCUACAAUUUUUCAUAAUGUUCAAGUCAUUCUUAGUUUGUUUAAUUUUACUGGCCACAUCAAAUAUUUGUCUCUCGGAUGAAGAGACCAGCGCCCGUUUGCUAGUUUCGAAACAAAUUCUAAACAAGUAUCUGGUGGAACAGAGUGAUCUGUUGGUGCGAUACACAAUCUACAACGUUGGCAAUGGCGCCGCCACCAAUGUAAAAUUGGUUGAUAGUGGUUUCCCCCCAGAAGCCUUCGAUCUAGUUGGAGGUCAACCUACAGCGACUGUCGAGCGUAUCGCUCCACAAGCCAACUACACCCAUGUUUUGGUGGUGCGUCCGAAAUCUUAUGGAUACUUUAAUUUUACUGCCGCUGAAGUUUCUUACAAACCUGUUGAGGAAGCUGAAAAGUUGCAAUUGGCAGUGAGCUCUGAACCUGGAGAGGGUGGUAUCAUCAAUCUUGGCGAAUUCAACAAACGCUUCUCAUCACACUUCUUUGAUUGGGUUGCUUUCGCUAUAAUGACAUUGCCGUCAUUGGCGAUUCCAUUGGCACUGUGGCAUUCCUCGAAGAGCAAGUAUGAACGCUAUGGCAAGAGCAAGAAGCACUAAAUGCCUGUUUUCGCAAUUUUUGUAUCAAAAUAGCUAGACACUAUUUCCAAACAAUAUAAGUCGCAAAGGACUUAUUUAUUAAUAUCGCCCUUUGUCUUAAAUUGCCUACUAGUUUCGUUAAUGCUCACAAUGUGUGCACCGCAAGUUUCCGUUUUUUUUUUUUUCGUUUUUCAUUCUUGUAUGAACGAACAUAUUUAGUUUAAAAUUACUUUAUUUUUUCAUCGAACGAAGGCUAGUAGAUUAAAAUUUGAUGGCGAAGCUUCAUGCUAGAAUCGUUUUAGAUUUAUUUGAAAUAGUCUACGAUUAUUGAUCGAAAGGGCGUAAUAUGACAAGGUCCAGACUUGUUUUCUAAUAAAAAAAAUAAAAACAGUA
Molecule: messenger RNA, 1057 nt
Organism: Anastrepha ludens (Mexican fruit fly)
Lineage: Eukaryota; Metazoa; Arthropoda; Insecta; Diptera; Tephritidae
Gene: SsRbeta
Product: translocon-associated protein subunit beta
Exons: 3
Coding region: 113-685 (190 amino acids)
Cellular component (GO): membrane; endoplasmic reticulum
Source: RefSeq, a predicted model, not a curated record